Chrysoperla carnea is the source of this 2388-nucleotide messenger RNA. It is a transcript of the gene Su(var)3-3, whose product is annotated as lysine-specific histone demethylase 1A. Gene Ontology annotation, biological process: regulation of DNA-templated transcription. The transcript has 2 exons. NCBI's taxonomy places the organism in Eukaryota, Metazoa, Arthropoda, Insecta, Neuroptera, Chrysopidae. The coding region runs from base 79 to 2319 and encodes 746 amino acids. The record is from RefSeq and is a predicted model, not a curated record. Gene Ontology annotation, molecular function: oxidoreductase activity; flavin adenine dinucleotide binding; protein binding. Gene Ontology annotation, cellular component: nucleus.
ACAAAAUUUUCAAUUGUUUUUUUCUUAGUAAUUUAGUUAAUAUUUUUUGGAGGACUGAAUGUACUAUUAAAAGAAACAAUGGUGAAGCGUAAACGAGAAAUAACUGAUGUGGAAAGAAAAUUAAAAGUAGAAUCACCAACCACUGUGUCAUCUGAUCAAGAAUCGGUGAAAAGUGAAGAUAAUCAAAACUCACCACAAACAAACGAAGAACAGAAUCAUGAAUCAGAUGUUGAUGAAAAUUUUAUUAAACAAUUAUUAUCAACUCCAGAAGGUGCUGCAUUUCAAAGUCGUAUGCCAUACGAUAAAAUGACAUCGACUGAAGCGAUUGCUUUCCCUGAUAUUGCUCAAUCAUCACUGCCAACCCAAAAAGUUUACUUAAAUAUUCGUAAUCGUAUUUUACAAUUAUGGCUAGAAAAACCUCAAUUGCAAUUGACAGUUGAGAAUGCUUUUCAACGUAUCGAAUCACCGUAUAAUAGUGAUAAAACCUUACUAUAUCGUGUGCAUGCUUUUUUGGAGCGUCACGGCUUUAUAAAUUAUGGUAUUUUUAAGCAUUUAAAACCAAUACCUUCAAAAAAGUGCGGCAAAGUUAUUGUUAUUGGAGCCGGAAUUGCUGGAUUAAUUGCAGCACGUCAAAUGAGACAAUUUGGUUUGGAUGUUGUUGUUUUAGAAUCGCGUGACCGAGUUGGUGGUCGUAUUGCUACCUUUCGUAAGGGACAAUAUGUGGCUGAUUUAGGUGCUAUGGUGGUGACAGGUUUAGGUGGGAAUCCUUUAACUGUAUUAUCGCGACAAAUCAGUAUGGAUUUACAUAAAAUUAAACAAAAAUGCCCCCUUUAUGAAUCGAAUGGGGAAACGGUGGAUAAAAUUAAGGAUGAAAUGAUUGAGCAAGAAUUUAACCGAUUAUUAGAAGCCACAAGCUAUCUAUCGCAUCAACUCGAUAUAAAUUAUGCGGGUAAUAAUCCUGUAAGUUUGGGACAAGGUCUUGAAUGGAUUAUUCAAUUGCAAGGAAAACAUGUUAAGGAACGUCAAAUAUCCCAUUGGAAAUCUGUAAUUGCAUUACAAGAAAAAUUAAAAGGAACCCAUCAAAAAAUGCUAGAAAUUCGUGAUAAAAUGAACCAUAUUAAAUUAAUUUAUGAUAAAUUGAAACGCGUCGAAACAAAACGAGAUGUUGCUGAUGAAUUUUUAUUUCGAAAAAGUUUUUAUGAGUUAACACAAUUUACAAAACAAUGGGAAAUGUUGUCAGAACAAGAAAAAGAUUUAGAAGCGAAACUGAUGGAAUUAGAAAAUUCAUCACCUAGUGAUGUCUAUUUAUCGUCGAAAGAUCGACAAAUAUUAGACUGGCAUUUUGCUAAUUUAGAAUUUGCAAAUGCUACACCAUUAUCGAAUUUGUCGUUAAAACAUUGGGAUCAAGAUGAUGAUUUUGAAUUUACUGGCAGUCAUUUAACGAUACGGAACGGAUAUUCAUGUGUACCUAUGGCGUUAUCUGAAGGACUGGAUAUAAAAUUAUGCACAGUUGUUAAAAAAAUUAUUUAUAAUAAAAAGGGGGUUGAAGUUGUCACGAUAAAUUCUAGAAAUAAUUUACAGCACACACUAACGUAUACAGCUGAUGUAGUCCUCUGCACGUUGCCUCUGGGGGUGUUAAAGCUAGCUACUGCCCAAAAUUCUGUGCAAGAAAAUACUGUACAAUUCAUUCCACCUUUACCUGAUUGGAAAACAUCAGCAAUACAACGUCUGGGUUUUGGGAAUUUAAAUAAAGUUGUAUUGUGUUUUGAUCGAAUUUUCUGGGAUCCUACGACAAAUUUAUUUGGACAUGUUGGAAGCACAACUCCAAGUCGUGGUGAACUAUUCCUAUUUUGGCAUUUAUAUAAAGCACCAGUGCUAAUUGCAUUAGUUGCAGGAGAAGCUGCAGCUCUUAUGGAAAAUAUUUCGGAUGACGUGAUCGUUAGUCGUUGUAUAAAUGUUUUGAAAGGAAUUUUCGGAAAUGGGUGUGUGCCUCAACCUAAAGAAACGAUUGUUACAAGAUGGAGAGCUGAUCCAUGGUCACGUGGCUCUUAUUCUUUUGUAGCUGUGGGUAGUUCCGGUAGUGAUUAUGAUUUAUUAGCAUCCCCAGUUGUUCCUCCAACUCCAACAUCCACUUCAGAUGAUAAAUCUGAGGAUGCAGCCUUAACAGAAGGCCGUGUUUUCUUUGCUGGCGAACAUACAAUGCGAAAUUAUCCUGCGACAGUUCAUGGUGCAUUUUUAAGUGGAUUACGUGAGGCAAGUCGAAUUGCUGAACAACUUUGUGGAUGUCCAUAUAAAGCGCCAACUUUAAAGACUGCUUAAAAUUAGCUUUAAACAAACUUGUAUAUUUUUUCUUUUGUUUAAUAAAGAAUCACAAUGUUUUUAAUAGUA